Psammomys obesus (fat sand rat) is the source of this 769-nucleotide messenger RNA. RefSeq names its product heat shock factor binding protein 1 like 1 (gene Hsbp1l1). The transcript has 5 exons. Gene Ontology annotation, molecular function: transcription corepressor activity. Lineage: Eukaryota; Metazoa; Chordata; Mammalia; Rodentia; Muridae. Gene Ontology annotation, cellular component: cytosol; nucleus. The record is from RefSeq and is a predicted model, not a curated record. Bases 474 to 692 code for a protein of 72 amino acids. Gene Ontology annotation, biological process: cellular heat acclimation.
GAUCUUGUUUCCCGCAGUGAAACCAGACUUGGAGGGCUGAGCAUCAGUGGAGACAGUUCUGAAACUGACAUCCUUAGAUCUUCAGAGGUGACAGAUUUGCUGUAACAGAUUCGGUUGCCCAGUGUAGCGUGUCAUCGGUUGUUGACCGCUGCGGGGUCCCCAGUAAGAGGAGACGCAUCACAUGAAACAUUGGACCUAGUCAAAAGCGAGAAGGGUGUGGUCCCAAGAGUAAGAGGAGAGCCACUUGCUGUUUGAUGGGCACUGAGGAUCAAGUGUGAGACCAAAACCCUGGAGGGUCAGGGUCACCUGCUCUGAAGGAUGAAAACACCCAGUAAAGCCGGAUUGGCCAGCUGCUGGUCUGGUCCGAACCUGCCCCCGCGCUCCCUCUCCGGGUUUCCCCGUGGCCACUCGGGAGCGCGACAGCUGCUGGGUCCACUGAAGACCCAGGGCCCCGGACUGCGAGGCUGGUGUGGAUGGACGCCCGGGCGCCGGAAGUCCCCAGCGGGGACCUGCUGCAGAGCGCGGCAGAAAAUCUACUUCAGGAGCUUGAAGAACAUUUCCGAGCUCUGACUACAACACUGAACCUCAAAAUGGAAGAAAUGGGAAAUCGCAUCGAGGACUUACAGAAAAAUGUGGAUGACCUAAUGGUUCAAGCUGGAAUUGAGAAUUCUAUCAAAGAACAAACGACCUGAAGAUGUUAAACAAGUCAUGUGAAAUUUCUAAAAUGAAAACUAUACUGUUUGAGUAAUAAUAAUCUAUGCAGUAUGAA